Messenger RNA from Gorilla gorilla gorilla (western lowland gorilla), 933 nucleotides. It is a transcript of the gene TARP, whose product is annotated as TCR gamma alternate reading frame protein. The record is from RefSeq and is a predicted model, not a curated record. NCBI's taxonomy places the organism in Eukaryota, Metazoa, Chordata, Mammalia, Primates, Hominidae. The transcript is spliced from 2 exons. The coding region runs from base 622 to 798 and encodes 58 amino acids.
CCCACUGAGCCUGCUGUUUUUUCUCUCUAUCGCCCAGGCUGGAGUGCAAUGGCACGAUCUCGGCUCACUGCAACCUCUGCCUCCCUGGUUCAAGCAAUUCUCCUGCCUCAGCCUCCCGAGUAGCUGUGACUACAGGCACACGCCGCCACGCCUGGAUAAUAUUUUUUUGUAUGUUAGUAGAGACGGGGUUUCACUGUGUUGCCAAAGCUGGUCUUGAACUCCUGAGUUCAGGCAAUCCACCUGCCUCAGCCUCUGAAAGUGCUAGGAUUACAGGCGUGACCCACUGAGCCGGGCCUUUCUUUUUUUGUUGUUGUUGGUUUUUUAUCUUAACAUUUCCUUUUUCUGUUGAUGCUUUUCAAGAAUUACUGCCUUAGAAGAAAGCAGACAAUUUAUGAGGAAAAAUUACAAACUAUCACAUGUCACAAAACUGAUAUUCAAGGACUUCCAAAAAAGCCAGAAGAUGAAAUUGCUAGUUCAAAGUUGUUGGAUUGCUAGUCAUGUCAUGAGGAUCAGAAGGUUGAGAUUUUUGUAGAAGCUUAAACCAGUGUGAUAGUACUGACUGGAUCAAGACGUUUGCAAAAGGGACUAGGCUCAUAGUAACUUCGCCUGAUAAACACCUUGAUGCAGAUGCUUCCCCCAAGCCCACUAUUUUUCUUCCUUCAAUUGCUGAAACAAAGCUCCAGAAGGCUGGAACAUACCUUUGUCUUCUUGAGAGAUUUUUCCCAGAUACUAUUAAGAUACAUUGGCAAGAAGAGAAGAGCAACACGAUUCUGCGAUCCCAGGAGGGGAACACCAUGAAGACUAACGACACAUACAUGAAAUUUAGCUGGUUAACGGUGCCAGAAAAGUCACUGGAGAAAGAACACAGAUGUAUCGUCAGACAUGAGAAUAAUAAAAACGGAGUUGAUCAAGAAAUUAUCUUUCCUCCAAUAA